GACUUUUAUUUUUUAAAACUACUUAUUUAAAAUAUACACUAUAAUAUAAUAUAAAUAAUAUAAUGAUGUAUUUAAUUUUAAUGAUUGAUAUUAUUAUUAUAUUAUAUGAUAAGAUGAUUCAUCUUCAGCCCAAUUAGUGAGUGGGGACUGUUAAGCGUCUGACGUUUAGUUGUGUUCUACAAUAAAAUGUUAUUAAAUAAUAAAUAAUAAAUAAUAAUACUACGAUCGGGGAGUUAUCGUAAAACGCAGCGCAGUGACAUAUAGCCAUAUAGGUCGCGGAGUGAAGUCAGUUGUUUUCAAAAUUUUAGUCGUCGUCGCCAUCAUUGACAGUCGACAAAUCACCAUCGCAUCAUCAUCGUCAUCAUCUUAUACCGAAUACGUUAGUAAAUAGUAAUAUAUUAUUCAUACAGUUAAAUACGGAUAGACCGCUUCCGAUUCAAUUUCCCUUAUUUCUUUUUUGCUAAAUUAAAAAAAGUCUUUUUUCUUUUCAUAUAGGUACUUAAUAAUUUUUAAAAUGUUUUUAAAAACCACCUUUUGCCAUGAUCCGUAGAUGUUUAUAUAUAUUGUGUAUAUACUAACAAAUAUAGGAGAACGUACAGAAUUUUACUACAAUGUUUACCUCCGGAAGUAACAUAACUGCGAACCAUCAUAAUUAUUGGAAUCAUUUCUCCAUUAAACAACUCUUAUUCGCAAUUGUAUUGUUGACAUCAAGUGUUGUAAUUAACGCAGACAACGUAAAUCUGACGGAAAGUGAACCCAGUCAAGAAAUAAACUGCACGAUUUAUAGGUCGUGCACACAAUGUACUGAUGUAUCUAGUUGUAGUUGGGCGAUCGAAAACCAAAUUUGUCUAUAUUCAAAUCAAAGUCUCUCGGAGAAUUACAGAGUGGUUACAAAAGAAUCAUGCCCAGAGUUUGCCGUGACUUUGAAAACCAAAGAUAAGCAUUAUUGGAUACAAGUUACGGUCUCGAAUAUGGCGGUAAAAAGUGUAAACACUUUUUUUAACGAUAACGCGGUCAUUAGUUGUGAAAUAGAAAAUAUAAUCUAUAACGCUUCAAUCAAUAAUGGGAUAAUUUCUUGUAAAUGGGUAAAAGAAAACAUUAUUUCCCCCGAGAAACGAAGAUCGAUGGACAUCAAUCCUUUGUCUAUUUUUUAUUUUUCAAUCGUUGUCGACAAUAAUGUAAGAUUACAAUUCAAUGACCCUCGAGAUCAUUACAUCAGUUAUCACAGUUGGACCUGCCCCGACGUAAAUUGCUCGAUCGUUUUUUGGGAAAGCGAUUCGAGAAAAUAUUACUGUAAAUGGUGUUUGAAAAAAGACGAUUGUCGGUUAACAGCUGAAUCGCGGUACAGUUGCGACGUACGUCACGCGUUGAACAACGAGAAAUUAUGGAACAACGACACGGCGCUGUCCACGAUCGAAGUGAAAAGUCCCGAACUGGCGAUCGACUCUUUCAAUCCGGACGUAUUGCUUUUCAAUCGUGACAUGUCGUGGGUCGUGAGUAUAAACGUCAAGAAUCACAAGAUUUUGGCCGAUGGCCGGUCGACAACUGCAGUGACCGUGGCAGGUCAGAGCUGUGAUAACCCGACCGCGGUCGACGAUCAGACGAUCAAUUGCACCGUCAGUAAGUCUAACGAAUAUACGUUGGCGAACGACGGUCCGGUGCUGGUCGAGUACACGUGGGCGACGACGUCGAGCAAGGUGAGGUUGACAUCAUCACGAAAAUUCAAGUUUGUCAUUCCGAGCGUGACGGGCGUCAACCCGACGUGUGUUCCAGCUACCGGUGGUACCCGCAUAGCACUGACCGGUCAAUAUCUGAACGCCACGACUGACGUUCAGGUGUUUAUCAAAAAAAUGGGGUCCAAAACGACGUGUGAGGUCUUCGAGCUUUCGCGUGACCGAAUAGGCUGUAUGACAGUCGCCAUUAGCAAAGUACGCAAGCCUGGCCCGUUGUUGAUCGUGUUCGAAAAUAUGACGGGCAUAUACACCAAAGAAAAUUUCUCGUACGUCGCCGAUCCGACCGUGCUAGACGGUCAGGUGUUCGCCGGAAUCGCAUCGGGCAACGUUCCAUUGAUCGUUCGGGGUAGUUUCGACUGUACGAAUAACCAACAGGUGUACGUCGACUACAACGGGGAAAGGCAUUUCGGCCGCUGUGCGGUACGUAACUUCAACGAAUCGGCGAUGAUGUACUGUUGGCCACCAAAGUUCGACAGCCCGGCGCAGAUGACGAGCUUGCCGCUCGGUUUUCGUAUCGAGUUGGCUGAUAAAGUGGUGUUUGUACCGCAACAGACGCACUACAGUUACCUGCUGCACCCGGACCCAAUUUACGCAGACUUUGAAGUCCACGACGACGACACCAUCCGCGUAAACGGCGUGUUUCCGGACCCGCUGCAACGCCGCCAAUGGGACGGUAACUAUUUGCUGGAGGUCGCAUUACUCGGCGAGCCGUCGGACGACGACGACAUAUUUUGCACUAUGACCGACGUCGCCGAGAAUUACGCAGAGUGCCGGUCACCGGCGGGCACGUCGUUUGAUGAUGUCUUAGAAAUCGUGAUCGUAUUAGCGGGCAAACAAGCGACACGGACCUUACUGCACAGAAGACACAAACAGUAUUAUUAUGCGAUGGUUCGGUUGCUGAGACCGCAAUACAUCAUCGCCGGUAUUUCAGCAUUGCUGAUGUGCGUAUUGGCGUUGAUUUUUUGCGUAAAAAAUCUAAUUAAUCGCUCUAAGCGACACGUCGAUAGGCGAUAUAUAAGUGAACUACGAAAUAUCACCGCCGGAAUAGACGACAGCACUAACUAUUUAUUGAACUCGAAAACCUGAACUAGUGUAGACUUGACAACGGAAUUGUGUUAAGUUGGAAUUAUAUGUUAUUGGAACAAAUGUAAAAAAAAAAUCAUUUGUUUUUGAUUUUAUAAAAUAACGUGUACAUUAAAAUAUUAUUGAAAUAGUUAUGAAUAAAUUGUGAAUGAAUGCUUUGAAAGAGAGUUUGUGUUGAGCAAGAUUUAUAUUUUUACUUGUUAUUGUGAGAAUGUAUUAUAUCAUGAUGUGGAGUUGAGUUUUACUGUUCUACAUUUUAUCAAUUUGAAAUCCAUCUUUUGUUUUAUGUGUUUGUUUUUAUGAAGUCUAAAUCAUCUUCAUCUCUUUUUAUGUUCUUGAUGUAUUUUUAUUAUAAUAUAGAUAUACUAUUAUUGUA
Rhopalosiphum padi (bird cherry-oat aphid) is the source of this 3192-nucleotide messenger RNA. Its product is annotated as plexin-A2-like. The transcript is spliced from 3 exons. The record is from RefSeq and is a predicted model, not a curated record. NCBI's taxonomy places the organism in Eukaryota, Metazoa, Arthropoda, Insecta, Hemiptera, Aphididae. Gene Ontology annotation, cellular component: semaphorin receptor complex. The coding region runs from base 612 to 2819 and encodes 735 amino acids. Gene Ontology annotation, molecular function: semaphorin receptor activity. Gene Ontology annotation, biological process: regulation of cell migration; semaphorin-plexin signaling pathway involved in axon guidance.